Molecule: messenger RNA, 6054 nt
Organism: Fulvia fulva
Lineage: Eukaryota; Fungi; Ascomycota; Dothideomycetes; Mycosphaerellales; Mycosphaerellaceae
Exons: 1
Coding region: 1-6054 (2017 amino acids)
Source: RefSeq, a predicted model, not a curated record
AUGUUCGCCAGAAUACGCCAUCCCCAACCGCGCGCAGCCUCACGCUCCACCGAUACCAAUGCCACGCCUGAUCGCGAGCGCGAGCCACCCAGGAGCAACGCGGUGGAAACACCGCUCGUGAGCCCGCUCCAGAUGACAUUCGACUUCGAGCUCCCGUCGCCCUCCUCCACCAUCGCCGACGGCUACCCGCAGCUGUCGCCCUUCUCCCCCAUCUUCGAAAGUUCGCCGUCAGCACCAGCCCCCAGACCGCAGACCAGCACUGGACUUGGCAGUAUACGUAAUCAGGAUCAGCAUGGCAGACACGCUGGGCUUGGUUCUCCUGGAGCGCAAUCGCAGUCACCGCCGAUGCUGCCUCCCAUACCGAGAGUGGCUAGUGGCUACAUGAGCUCGCACCUGAACGAGAAUCUCAAGCAUGGACCGCAUAGUAGCAAGAUACCACAAGGCGGGGAGGCUAUGGCCCACAACGGCAGCGACAGCGCCAUGAAGGCACGCCUGAGCUUCGAUUGCCCAAUCGACAUGCUGCCGUCCUUCUCGAGGGAUCCAAGCUCCGCAUCGAGGCCCAAGACCGCUGGCGGCAUACCUACCUCCAGCACACCAAAAAUGGAGGCUUCACUGUUUCCGACCAAGGCCACUGCAUCGCUCUUCCCAUCGAUUCCCCCAAAGCAGGAGAUACCGCUGUCUUCUAUAUCGCCGAAUGUGCCUGCCAUGAACAGACAGUUCAUCGACAGCCGAGACAAGCCCUACAGUCAGCCGCCGCUGAGGCCGAUCAUGACACAGCACAACCAUAGCACGCCCAACCUGUAUCAGCCUCAAUCGCCCGCCAUUGCUCGUGGACCGACGCCAGUCUAUAGCUCUUCCAAGAACUUCAUAAGUCCGCAGCCGAGCCUGCAGAACUUAUCUCAACGGACCAAUCUGAGUGGCUCCACUGCGAGACCAAGCACACGAGCUUCUACGCAGACUGCACAGGCGACUUCUUCGGUGACCACUAUUGGUACUCCGUAUCAAGAUACUGCCGCCUCUUUCCCUCUACCACAGCAUGUCAUGACAAGACCUAAGACUCCAGGCGCAGCUGCGAGAAUCGGGGGAGUGUCUGUGCCUACCCACCACACUUCAUCCUCUAGGACAGCAAACGGCGCCAGACCUGUGGAAACGAAAGAACCCAAAAAGAAACGGCGGCUGACACUCAAUCCGAUGGCACUGCUGCAACGACGGCAGACGAGCCAGCUUCCCGACGAGCUGCUCAAACAGCGUCAGGAGCAAGAGCAGGCACUGCAGAGGCAACGUGACCUCUUGGUGUCUGGAGUGAAUAAGCCACCGCCUGAUUUUGAUCCACGGAUCAAGGGUAGGUUGAUCCAUGAUUUCAGUGCCCCAAGAGGCAAACGCAAUACGUUCGACGAGGUGAUGAUGGCGUCGAUGAUGGACGACCCUGUCGCAGAGGGCACUCAGAGCUCGCCCAUUGUGCCAACGCUUUCAAGCCACCCGCCCCGCCGGACUUCUCUUCCACAUCGCGGGUCCGACGGCGAGCAGAAUGAGCAACGAAGUGUGCACACGCCGGCUUUCAGAGAGCACCUGGAUGAAGCCCCGGAAUCUUCCAACCGAAUCAGCUCGAUACAAGCUGAGAGCCUCGAAAAUAAGGACUUUCUGCAACGGGCUAGCAAGCACAAUUCCGCGCUGACGAACUUCUCGCAGGAAAGCGCGACUCUGCCGCCUUUUGCUAGGAGAAGUCAAAUAUUGGAUCCAGGCCAGGCCGCCUUUUACAACGACGAGUCAUCCAAAACAUCGACCUCCAGCGAUCAGGAGCGUAGCUCCAGUCUUGGCUCCAUCAAUCAAAUAAGUCCGGUGACUGCGAGAAGCAGCCAGAUUGUGCAGCAGCUCCAGCAGGCCGAUGUUCGCCAGAGUCAGAGUCCAGUGUCUCCGGCAAGCCCUGGCAGACCCGGCGACACUUUUCGACCAGUCUCCGGGCUUAGUCCAACGCCGCCGUCCAGUGAUCAUGCGCAUUCCGUGUCUCAACUUGCACCACAGGCACCCAGUGAGAAAAGGCGGGGCACUAACGAAAUGACCUCACGGCCAUACUCUGUGGUAAUCGCACCACCAGCGAUAUAUACUGUUUCCGAAGGCUCGAACGAGAGCUCCCCGGUUCAAGGCCAUCCGCAAGACUUCAGCGAACAACAACCCCAAGUCAUAAUGCGAGGAGUCUCCAUUCGGCAGUCAGAAAGCCGUGAAGGUCUGGGCAUUGCAUCUCUGCCACCACCUUCAACGCCAGGCUCGCACAGUGGCGACAAUUCGCCUGGCGAGCAGUCAUCAAUUGAACGCACUAAUGGCAUCCCUACGCCUGAGAUGACCCCAGAGCCUGAGGCUGUGGCGUCGAUACAGUUCAAGCCAGACAGCGAGCAACAACCGAAGUUGGUGGAGAAACGAGCGUCUGCUGUCGGUCAUUCACGAAAAUGCUCAAACGUGCCAAGACAUGCGAGCACGGCGUCGAGAUUCUCGUUCCAGUUCGGUGGCAACGAAAGUGCAGCUCAGGAGCAAGCGCUGGAAGAGAAGCACCGCAAAAUGCGUAGUAGCCAGAUCGCACAAUCGAUGCCCAGAGGGCGUAGUCCAGACGAGGAUGAUGAAGACGAUUUCGAUGAGGAUGCCAUGUAUGACAUGGAUGAAAUGGAAUUGGAGCAUAGCCAGGACGAACCAGCCGUCGAGCCGCCGCCCAAGGCUGCCCAGAGUGCAAACUAUUUGCAGCAAGCGCGACAGGUCCUUCGACAGCAGGACAGUGAUGAUGAGUCUCACUACGGGGAGGAGGUUGCUGAAAUCACGGGUGAAGGCGACCUGCCCUAUCCGGAUCAUCCUGCCUUUCGGACACUAUCAGCAGUGUUCAACAACUGUUCACGACCCGACUCAUACGUCUCCCAGGGCGGUCCUGGAGGCUAUUGGCGUGAUAGCACCAUUGACAGCUACAUGCAGGACGACAGCAGCCAGGCAGACCAGGCGCCCGCCGCGAGCCAUAGCUUCAACUUCGGGAUGGAGAGCACCUCUGGCCAAAGUGUGGUUGGCACGGAACGAUCGCAGAUUGUGCUUUCCCCCAUACUGUCUGAAUCUGGCAAAAGGCCGACGCUACCAGCGAGAGACAGUGGCAACAGCGAACGCAAUCGUGCAGCAAGCGGCAUGAGCUUUGGUCAAGCGAGUACCACGGGUUCGAGUACCGAGCGAGGUGCAUCAGCUGGUGCAAGCACUGCAACGAUAGACCGAGAACAUAUUGUCAGCGGGAUGAGCUACUCCAGCAUCAGCGAAUCGGUCAAGUCACCAUUGCAGAGCACAUUCUACAAGCAAGCCGAGUCUGCGAAGUCAUCGCCCCAUAUCGCCUCGGAGCCUUUCAGUCCAUCGUUCCCAGAUGAACAUGACAGCUGGCUCAACGACAGCGAUCGUGUCAUGAGUGGGCGCCUCGCGUCUCCUCCGCAGAGUCCGCAGCGCGAAGCCGCGUUGGUCGGUCUCGAAGCGAAUAGCCGGACGCGCACCAGCUCUUCAGAUACCGAUGGAAGCGACGAGGACCGGGAACAGGCUGGUCCAGAGGGACAGCAUAUUUCAGGCAGGUCCGAGGUGAAUCAAAGCACAGCCGAAGACCAAUUCCAUUUUGGAUAUCCCAAGCGCAGUCCGUAUAGUGAUGGUCGGCGCAAUGGCUCGAUAUGCGCUCUCAGCUUCAGCUUCAGCGACUCGCCAGACAAAAGCCGACUGGGCUACCACUCCAAUGGUAGUGGCAUGAGCUUCGAGGAGUUCGCGAGAGGCGGAUUCUCUCAAGCAACCAGUCCAGUGUUGCCGAGCCACGAAAUUGAUCAAGCUCAAGGCAAGAUGCCCAGUCAAGCAGCAUCACUAGCGCUGACGCGAGGGUACGGUAAUAAAGGCGCGCUCAGUCCAUCGAGCAAGACCACUGGCUCCCCGACUUUGCCUUCUGGCCUUGGCCUGAAUAUGUUCGCAGGAUUUGACUUCGACGACCAGUCGUCAACCGACCAAGAGACGACGAGCACUGCCUACACUCGCACGACUUCUGCCAACACUGGUCUCCCCGCCGCGGGCAGCGAACAAGGGCAGCAGAGUCCUGCGGCACCUCGCGCAGACUCGAGCGCGCUGUCGAAUCACACAUCUCCCCGUUCUAAUUCUGCCAGUGCUGUGUUGCCGACCAUCGUUGCCCCUACCACUCAAGCUGUGACUAUGCAGACGAGCGGCAGCGAUGGAAGUCUGGGUGAAGCAGACCCCCGAGAAUCCGUGACGAGCCAGGACACGCAACCUACGCGGCAAGAUGUUACCUCUCCGGAAGGUGUUCGAUCUCAUGUCGACAUCACUGCGGAUGACAUGUAUUUCGACGAUGGCAACUUUGAUCAAGAUAUCAAUGGGGUGGAUCGUAGCAGCAUUGACGAAGACGCGUUCGAUGACGACAGGUUUCUCUCUCGGCCAGGAUUUAUGAAUCGCUACAUGCACAGUCGCGAUCACAGCGGUUUAUCUGCACUCAGCGCUGGAAGUGAUGGGCCUUAUCCCACAUUUCCCAUAGCGAAUGCGCAAAGAUUAAGUCAACGCUAUUCGCAGAUGAUGCUGGAGGAUCUGCCACUGCAAGCACCAGUCGAUCCCAGAUAUGUCCCUCAGCGCAACCCCUCGGAGGAUGCAAAGCGACUAGGCAUGGGUAGCAGAGUGCCGCCAGCACCCGUGCCAGAGACAGACAGGAAAGCUUUCACUCGAAUGCAGCAGAGUUUGCAAAACUAUCACUCUGCGCUUGCUGCUGCCGCCAAUAAAGCUGCAGCCGAGGGUCGCUUUGUGCGAGCGCCAAGCAUCUCUGCAGUGCACAACACGGACAACGGCCUGUCACUGCAGAUCAACGAUGGCCCGAUGAGUGAUGACAGAAGCGUAUAUGCCGCAAGCAGCAUUGGGGAUGACAGGAGCAUCUACUCGAACGGCGAAGACGGCGGUGAGAUUCACAUGCCAUAUCUCAGCACUGGCAAAGGCCCGGAUCGUAACGGCUCUACCGCCUCGCGUGCUACUCACUUGACGAGCUACAGCCCUACCAAAUUCAGCUUCGACUUUGGUUUCGACCAGGAUGCGAUUACGGACGACAUCAACGAUAAUGCAUUCACCGAUGAUGACAUGUUUGAAAACGACGACGAUCUCGUGGCUGCUGCGAAUGCCGAGGUACUUGCUAGCGAUGAUGGAGGGUUCUACGGACAAGAGUUUGGCUUUUAUGGAAGGCCUCGCAGCAAUUCCGAUGAACUGCGAGCCAUCAACGGCGGCUACUUCGGCGAAGAUGGUGACGACGGCUUGACACGUAACAAGAGCUUGAAAGAGCCCAGCCUCACUCCCAUUACAGAGCGGUCCGAGUUCAGCACUCGCAACAGCUUCGUAGGCUCGGGUUCCUUUGGUCCCGGCCAAUUUGGAACUCUGUCCCCGGCUUUGGCACGCUUCCCCCAUUCUCCAAUAGAUGGACACGCGCCAACAUCCUUCGACGAACUACGAAGACUACGAGGUCAAGCCUUCGGUGGCGGUGGCGGACCUCGCAGUAGCAACGGCAGCGCCAGGAGUGACAGCAACCGCUCAAGUUUCCAAUCCCUGCAAGCUCUCAGUCCCAGCGCCGAGCUCAAGCCCGGACCGCACGGUUCCGGCUACUUCGGUGUCCCACUACCAAUGCACUACGGCUACAACACCGACAGCACCAACGCCUCCCGCAACUCCAGCAUCCCAAACAGCGCCCAACCCGUAGCCUCCGGCCUCGGCUUCCAGUUCAGCGAUAGCCCGCAAAGCGCGGCUUCGAACAACAGCCUGCCGUUCGGCGGGGAUCUGGACGCUACACCUAGGAAGAACUCCAUCCCGAAGCUGGCGGAACCAACCACGGCGAGGAAGAUUGCGCAUAAUGCACAAAGUCAUUCACGAUCAGGCAGCGGGGCGGAUUCGGUUACAUAUGUCCGCGAGCCGGAUCCGGAGCGGAAUGGGAAGGAGCGUUGGGUGCUUGAGAGGAGGAGGACGAGUGAGCAGGGACAGCUUGAGUUGAUUGGGAGGGAACUUGUACAGGGUGGAUGGAUUUGA